Messenger RNA from Gekko japonicus, 648 nucleotides. It is a transcript of the gene PPP1R1B, whose product is annotated as protein phosphatase 1 regulatory inhibitor subunit 1B. Gene Ontology annotation, cellular component: cytoplasm. The coding region runs from base 1 to 648 and encodes 215 amino acids. Gene Ontology annotation, molecular function: protein phosphatase inhibitor activity. Gene Ontology annotation, biological process: intracellular signal transduction. The transcript is spliced from 8 exons. The record is from RefSeq and is a predicted model, not a curated record. Lineage: Eukaryota; Metazoa; Chordata; Lepidosauria; Squamata; Gekkonidae.
AUGGACCCCAAGGAGCGGAAGAAGAUCCAGUUUUCGGUGCCGGCUCCUCCCGGUCAGCUGGACCCCCGGGCGGUCGAAAUGAUCCGUCGGCGGAGGCCAACCCCAGCUUUGCUGUUCCAGUUGUCAGAAACUUCAUCCCCUGAAGAUGAAGCGUCCCCGUAUCAGAGAGCUUUGGGCGAAGGCUACCACCUUAAAAACAAAAGGAAUGCCCCCUGUGUCUACACACCCCCUUCUCUUAAAGCUAUGCAGCGCCUAGCACAGAGCCAUUUGGAAUCCAACAGUUCCUGGAUGGAAGAAGACUAUGCUGAGGAUGUCGAAGAAGAGGAAGAAGACGAAGAGGAGGAUGAGGAAGAGGCUCAGGACUCAGACGACACCGUCAGGGAGAUGCCGGGCCUGUGCCAGGCAGAAGGAUCUCAGGGGCAGAAACAGACGGGCUCAGGAACCAAGGCAGCCUUGCUGAGACAAUGCACAGUCUUGGAAAAUAAGCCCAAAGAAUCAGAGCAUCCCGUCUAUCCAGCUCUCUCCAAAUCGCAGAAACGGAAAGAUCACGUCGCGGAACUGAGUCAGUCCGGAUGGGAAGAGAGACCUCCUUGUGCCGCUGACCUGGAAACCCGCUCCUCCCCUCCCCCUAUCCGCACCACCACCUAA